AUGAACUCCCCCGCCUCGAGCGUCUCAAGCAUUCUGCUGGCGGAAUUGCCUUGGGGCGACAACAGCCUACUCGACGAAACCCUGACUCUGGACACGCUCUCUGAUACAGAUUCGUUUUCUUCUAAUUCACCCGCCAUCAAUCAGGGCCUUCUAGGAGCCACGCCAAAGCCUAUUAAUUCCUUCAGAAAGCACAGUAUAUACGCAUCGCGCCCAUUAGCCAAAAGGAUCACCCCCGCUGCGACUGUAAGCGUGUGCGCGCCAGCCCAGCCCAACGCUCCGGAAGGCCUGUCCGUUAAGGACUGGGCGCAAUCGCUUGUGCCUUCUGACCCUCCUGAUCACGUCCCUUGGGGCGAUGGCGAAGACAACGCGUAUGUAAUUGCUGAUGCUGAUGAUGCGCCAGGCGGUCUCCGAGCACCCCAUAUCCUUGUCGAAAACCCGCCAUCACCCUUUCGAGCCCGCCAUGAUGGCCUCCAUUUGAAAGUGCCUAAAAAUGGAGACUCGUCUGACAGCUACCUUAGAUCUACCGCUCCGCUCACAAUUCGCCGCGACAGAAAGCGCAACCGCGCUCCCACUAACAAACCUAUCAAUGAGCUAUUCUUCGAGCGCGAGAUAUCCCUUUCCCCCGGCUCUGGCGGACGGACUGAGCGUCUAUCUCUACAAAUCCCUGCUGCUACAAUGAGCCCGGAGCUGGUGGACCUCAUGCUGGAGCUGCAUAACCUCAAGACCUUUUUCCAGGAACCACCGGGAGGGGCGAAGGCACCUAACAGUAAGCCCCCGCAGAAGGCUCCGCGAUCGAACGAGGAGGACACCAAGGCACCAACUCUGAUUUUAUCUGACUCUCACUCGGUCUUCCCCAUUCCCCUCUCGCGACCUGGUUCGGACGCCUCGCUGAAAGGCCCGUUAUCUGCCUGUAGGAAUACAGACACGUCAGGUACAACACCGAUUGCUAUUGCUGCCCGCCGUGGACGAAAAAUGCUUGCUCCUUUGGCUGUCCAAUCAACCGCGAUAGGCGACAGCUCGGAUAUUAUGUAUCCUGGCAUGCCAACUGCUUUCUUGGGAACACCCUCCGCAUAUUCGCCUCACUCAGGCAUGCCGCUAUCAGGCCCGGCCGGUAAUUGUGCUCCUCCUGCUCCACCCAAUGGACUGGAUAUCCAAGGAAUGAUAGAAAGUCUCAGGGGUCAAUGUGCCGCGUUUCCUGCUACUCCGAAUACGCCUAACUACCCAACGCAAACACCUUCUGAGCCCCUCCCUCCCCUCCCUUCUGAUGCGAAAGCCCAGCCCGAAAAACGCAAGAGAAGGCGUGCGUCUGAAGCUGCUAACCCGAAGAAAUAUCGACCCCGUCAAAGCGAUUCGUUAACUAGACAAGACACUUUAGCUUCUCUUGGCGCUGGUUUGGACGCUGGUGUUGCUGAUUCGUCCAACAUAUAUUUCGGGCAGGACCUGGCCAAGUCAACAGCUUCCUUUCAUGCAGUGAAGUCCUCGCGCUCUAGCCACUGGGACCUCGACAAUGCAACUCGGUCAAAGGGUGCUUCUUCUGCUCGUGCUAGUCUCUCGACGGUCUCCCCUCCUUCCCCCAAUCAGCAGCAGAAGAAUAGAAGAAGAACCAUGGCCAUCGUUGGCGACGACAGGAUCGGCGAGUGGGCAGCGUCGCAAAAUUUCUCUGAAUCCCCUUCGAAGGUCCCUGAUGUGCCUCGUUCUGCGCUCCGCCACACUUCAAGCCCUCCCCCUAAUAAACCCAGCCAUCAGUCUAGGGCGUCCAGCGUGUCAUCAACUUACGCCCCUAGAGGUAUUUUGAGGAACAGGAAAAGCGUCCGCUUCGCGUCUCUUCCCGGUCGCAAGAGUAACAGUGUUGAAUGUGCACCCAGACCCAGUAUAGAUCAAAUUGGCAGCGGCGAUUAUUCGCAUCAGGAUCAAACUCAGGACAGGCGACGAGGUGGCAGAGUGUCACUCCCAACUCUAUCUUCAGCCCGGGAACGGAAAGCAUGCAGACAGGUAAAGGACUCUACCUCAGAAGCUACUUCAACAAUACACCCCUCGUCCGUUCCUUCGCACCCGACAUCAUUAUCCUUCAAGUCGCGCAAUAGUGCGACAUCGGACGGUCAGAAACUUAUUCCUAGGAGGAGACACACGUUUACACCAACCCCCGAACUACGAUCACAGCCUCCGUCAAAUGCUACACAAGAUCCAAGUUCACGUACUCGGAGCGACCGAUCCGUUUUUGUCACUUCACCCACGCCAACCAAGCAUCGCCCUCCUCCAGUCGUCCGUUCGACAAGGACGACUACUAUCACCCCGAGAAAAAGCGUAAUGACUAUCGAGGAACAAAUGCCUGUCAUGAGGCAAACUGGCUCUCAACUUUCCCCGCAGAAGACACCCCGACUGUGUCGGAAAUCUAUGGCCCCCACGAUUGAUCCGGACUAUCGGAGUAGCGACAAGGAAAACAGAGGACUCGGAAGAGCAUCACUCGCGUAUCCCUCGCCAAUCAGUUUCCAUAACGGUGGUAAUCAGACUGCUGCUCGGAAGGAGAGGAGUAUGUCAGUUGAUGAAUAUGACUCGAAGGGAAGUAAAGGCAAAGGCGCUAGUCGCAUGCCUGUCCCUCUUAGAAACAUCCUUACAAGAUUCAAGUAG
Messenger RNA from Pleurotus ostreatus (oyster mushroom), 2628 nucleotides. RefSeq lists its product as uncharacterized. NCBI's taxonomy places the organism in Eukaryota, Fungi, Basidiomycota, Agaricomycetes, Agaricales, Pleurotaceae. The transcript has 2 exons. The record is from RefSeq and is a predicted model, not a curated record. The coding region runs from base 1 to 2628 and encodes 875 amino acids.